AUGGGCUUGACAGUCAGAGCCAUGAGUGCACUUUGCCUACUAGUGCUCCUGUUCAGCCAGUUGGUCCUUGGUCUUCGCUAUCAUCAAGAAUUGUCCGAGUACAACCUAAAUGAGAACAAGACUGCAAAGCGUGUUCUUGAUUACUGGGGCAAAUGGCCAAAGCAUACAUAUAAUCCGUCGCCAUCAAACUGGCGAUUUCCCUUCUACACACUCUUUCUCGAUCGAUUUGUUGAUGGCGACCCGGAAAACAAUGACAUCAAUGGGACUGUGUUCGAGACCGAUACUAUUUCAAACCAGUAUCGGUUUGGAGGGGACAUGACUGGAUUGAGAGAGAAUUUGGAUUACAUACAAGGCAUUGGGAUCAAAGGAGUCUAUAUCGCUGGAACGCCCUUCGUGAACUUUCCUUGGAAGUCGGAUAGCUAUUCACCGCUAGACUUCAGUCUAUUGGACAAACACUAUGGUACCAUUCAACAGUGGAGAUCUGCGAUCGAUGAAAUUCACCGACGAGGGAUGUAUGUUAUGGCGGACAAUACCUAUGGCACUAUGGCGGAUUUGCUCGGGUUCGAGGGCUUUCUCAACAGUACUGCGCCGCUGAACCCACUCGAAUACAGAACGGUUUGGAAGGAAGAUCAAAAAUAUUUUGAUUUCAGUCCCAGCAAUCAAUACAAGAAAGAGUGCAAGUAUCCCAUUUUCUACUCCGAGGUGGGAGUGCCCAUUGGAAAUGAGACCGACUUCCUCAAUCAACUGAAGGGCUGCUAUGACAGUGAUUUUGACCAGUAUGGUGCUAUUGACUCUGUCAGCCUCGCACCUGACUGGCAAAAGUCUUUAGCAAAAGCUGCUUUGGUGCAAGACCGGCUUCGAGAAUGGGUUCCAUCAGUCAGACAAAAGAUCGAGCACUUCACUUGCAUGUUAAUCACCUCCCUCGAUAUUGAUGCGCUCCGCUUCGAUAAAGCAGGCCAAAUUACAGUGGAUGCAUUUACAAGUAGCUCCCUAGCCAUUCGCAGAUGUGCGUCUCGCCUGGGAAAAGACAACUUCUUCAUCGGGGGCGAGUUCACUGCAAGCAACUCUUACGCCUCAAUCUAUCUCGGCCGCGGACGCGAGCCAGAAAUGAGGCCAAACAACGAGACUGAAAGCAUUUCUCUCACCAAUGCUUCGGAUGAUCGGUAUUUUCUUCGGCAACCAGAGGGGCACGGGGCAGAUGCGGCAGUGUUUCACUACAGCAUCUAUCGUGCUCUUACUAGGUUUCUCGGUAUGGACGGCAAUUUCACAGCACCGGCAGAUACUAGUGUUGACUUUGUCGACGCCUGGAACGAUAUUCUGAUAACCAACGAUCUCAUCAACGUUAACACUGGGAAGUUCGAUCCGAGACACAUGAUGGGAACUGCUAACCAAGAUACAUUCCGCUGGCCAUCCAUUCGACAGGGAACAGCAAAGAUGUUGCUAGGGCAGUUUAUUACAUCACUCCAUAUACCUGGGAUUCCAAUCCUGCUUUGGGGAGAAGAGCAAGCAUUCUACGUCCUCGACAGUACGAGUCCGCUUGGCAUAUUCGGUCGCCAGCCGAUGACCUCGUCGCCGUCCUGGCAAAUACAGGGAUGCUACGGACUUGGGUCGAGUCAGUACAAUGAAUUCCCAAUUGAGGCUGCUUUGAUAGGAUGCCACGACGACAAAGUAGGAAUGGACCACCGAGAUCCCACACAUCCAGUGCGCAACAUUAUCAAGUCAUUCUACUAUCUCCGUGAAAAUCUUCCUUCGCUUAAGGACGGCUAUUAUCUUCAGAGUCUCUCCAAGCAUACCCGCAAUGUCACGCUUCCCGGAUCUGGCGGCACCGCAACCGAGCUCGGAAUUUGGAGUGUUCUUCGUGAUCAGUAUCCCGGAGUGAGCGAUCUUGACCCGACCAACGAGACUGCAGUUUGGCUCGUCUAUCAUAACGAAAACACAUCGGUGUCAUACGAUUUCGAUUGCAAUUCGCCUCUCGACAGCUUCCUUGCUCCCUUCGAGGGUGGAACCAAAGUCAGGAAUUUGCUGGCGCCUUAUGAUGAGGUUACUCUGCAAUCAAGUCAAGUCAGACUCCGGAUUCACGGAUCCCAGGUCUUCAACGGUUGCGUGGAUCGAGUUACUCUGAAGCCCUUCGAGUUCCGAGCUUAUGUCCCUAUAGCGCAAUGGAUUCCUCCUCCCGUGGUGAUGACUGCGUUUGCACCAGGGCACGAUGCUCGAAUAAAAUCAAACACUACUGCUUUCGACGAGCAGAGUGUUGACAUAGAAUUACGGUUCUCGGAAGAACUCGACUGUGACAUGAUUACGGAGAGUUUUACAAUAUCAUCAACUACCGAAAGUCAAACGGUGCCAAACAUCAACACAAAAAGCGUCUCCUGUGAGACCGUGAGACCAGGAAGCCUGGAGCACGUUGGUCAAGUUCCAAGCGCAUGGUCCUGGAAAGGAACUUUGGACAACGUAACCCAUGGGAUACAUGUGCUCACCGUCAAAAAUGCCUCCACAGCAACAAAGUCCCGGUUUACAAACUCGGUUGAUCGGUUGAUGUUCCGCAUCGGACGCAAAGACAACCCCAUGAUAUUCCCCAUGUCGGCAAACUACACCAAUACUGGACUCACCAAAUUCACUGAUGGGAAUGGAUUCUUGGUGCAACACAAUGCCGCUGGUGCAGAUAAAUGGCGGUAUUCAACGAACUGGGAGAGCUCGUGGAGUCCGUGGAAACCCUACGAUGGAGGCUCAAGCCAAAUCAGUAGCCUUCCAUGGUCCGGUACGAAACAACAGCGAUGGGAUGCCGAUCAUGUCAUUCUUCAGUAUUGGAGUAAAGCGGCUGGCAGUAGCCAGCAUAUUCAACGAUUGGAUUCACGAGAGAAGGACAAGGCACCAAGACGAUUCCCUCACCUAUUUGCCUUUGGGGAUUUCAAUCGCUUUGGUAAAGAUAUCGGCCUCAAAAAUUCAUUCUCUCAUAAUCGCAAAGUGGGCAUCUGGAAAUUCCACCUGUCAGCUGAAUGGCCAUCGCGAUUCCAAGUUAAUGUUUGGGGACUGAACCCUGACAAGGAGCUUGAUCGCACCCUCGUUUUCGGGGACACCCUGAAUAGCAGUCGACUAAAUCGGCUACAGCCUGACUCGCUUUCUGUCGCUGAUAAUGUUGUCAACUUCACUCAGUUUCCGCCCGCGCCAUACAUGGCUUACCGAAUGGAGCUGAACGACGGAAAUAUGCGAUUUGAACUAAUUCCCUCUGGGUUGCGCCUAAACCAACAGAUAAUCUAUGUAUUGUUGUGGGUUCUUCCAGUGCUCAGUGCUGGACUGAGCGUACUGAUCUACAUGGGGGCAUUUUACAACAUCAGUUUCAACCGCACAGGUGUCAGCCUGCCAUUUCACAUUCUACCUGCAUUUCUCCGCCCCCGUCGAGGAUUUGAGCAAUUGAGCGGCGAAGAAAACAAAGGAGCCUUGAUGACAGAAAUGACUGUGGCAUCUACCACGGGAAUGUUCCCCUUGGCCGCUUCACUGUCCUCAAAGAAAAAGAGGACAGUUUUGCUGGCAACUUUGGAAUAUGACAUUGAGGAUUGGGAGAUCAAAAUCAAAAUUGGCGGACUCGGCGUUAUGGCCCAACUCAUGGGGAAGAAUCUUCCACAUCACGAUAUCAUUUGGGUUGUACCCUGCGUCGGGGGAGUCGAUUAUCCAAUGGACACAUUGGCCGAGCCUAUGUCCAUAACCAUCGCCAACAGUGUCUACGAAGUCCAGGUCCAGUAUCACAAGUUGCGAAACAUCACAUAUGUUCUGCUCGACGCCCCUAUCUUCCGCCAGCAAACGAAAUCAGAGCCAUACCCCCCUCGGAUGGACGAUCUUCAUAGCGCCAUUUACUAUAGUGCAUGGAACAGCUGCAUAGCCGAGACGGUUAAGCGCUUCUCUCACUGUAUCGACAUCUACCACAUCAACGACUACCACGGUGCAGUGGCGCCGCUCUACCUACUUCCAAGCACCAUACCGUGCUGUUUGUCACUGCACAACGCUGAGUUCCAAGGUCUAUGGCCGUUACGCGAUCAAAAGGAGCUUGAAGAAAUAAGCCAGGUUUUUAACCUUGACAUUGCCAUAAUCCGCAAAUACGUUCAAUUUGGCGAGGUCUUCAACCUGCUUCAUGCCGGAGCGAGCUACCUUCGCGUGCACCAACGUGGAUUUGGCGCUGUGGGGGUUUCAAAUAAAUACGGCGAUCGAUCAUAUGCACGAUAUCCUAUCUUUUGGGGCCUGAAAGAGAUUGGCAAGCUUCCUAACCCAGAUCCGUCCGAUACAGAGCCAUGGGAUCCCGAGACGGAGGCCCAUCAAGUCAUUAAGGUUGACCAGGCAUAUGAACAGUCCAGAGGUGAUCAUCGUUCCCAAGCGCAGAAAUGGGCUGGGCUGAAAGUCGACCCAACCGCCGAACUAUUUGUAUUUGUCGGCCGUUGGUCGGUUCAGAAAGGCGUUGAUUUGAUCGCCGAUGUGUUCCCGGCAAUCUUGGAGAGGCAUUCAAACGUACAGCUCAUUUGUAUCGGUCCUGUCAUUGACAUGUAUGGCAAAUUCGCCGCGCUCAAGCUGGAAGAAAUGAUGAAUCUCUACCCGGGACGGGUGUUCUCGAAGCCCGAGUUCACUGCGUUGCCUCCCUUCAUCUUCACAGGAGCUGAAUUUGCUCUUAUACCAUCGCGUGACGAGCCAUUUGGCCUUGUGGCGGUGGAAUUCGGCCGAAAGGGGGCUCUGGGUGUUGGAGCGUUGGUCGGUGGACUUGGUCAAAUGCCCGGCUGGUGGUUCCCUGUCGAAUCCAUGACGGUGAAGCAUCUCCAGAAACAAUUCAAAGUGGCAAUUGAAAGCGCUAUCGGAUCAAAGCAGAGGGACCGCGCUAUGAUGCGAGCGAGCUCGGCUAAACAACGCUUUCCCGUGGCUCGAUGGGUCGAGGAUCUCGAUCAUCUUCAAGCGCAGUCAAUUCGUAUGCAUGAGCAGGAAAAUGACCCAGCACGGAAGAAACGGUCGAGUGGUCGUUACUCGCGCAACUUCAGUCAGAUCUCCUUCUUUUCGACGCAAACUGCAAGUCCGAAUCUUGAUGAAAUGAAUCCAAUCCCCAGGUCUUCCCCACAACUUCCCGAUGAAGGUCUUCAUCGAUCGCUCUCGUUGGGUGUUCGGUCUGGUCCAGGUCAUCAAAUUAGACGAACUGUCUUACAUGAGGGUACUGCAUUGACUCCCAGACUGGAAGAAAUUGCGGAUCCCGAUGAACAGGGCAUUUCACCAGAAGCGGCCGAGGCAAUUGUGAAGCAAGGGCAGCACAGCCCUUCAUCGUCUGUUACUGACACGGAAGAAAGGCAACGAGGCCGAACUCUGUCGGUGACAACUCUACCACAGCCUUCAGUGGCAGCAGGUCUUGGGAUUAAUGAUGCUCAUUCGACAUCGACAAGGAGCAGGCUGAGGUCCUCUUCAAUCCUAAGCGUGGACCAAAUCAAAGGAACUCGUCAAAGUUUCUCAUUGGAGACUGCAGACCCCACGUUUAAAGAUGAAUCUGGGAAAUAUUCACGCUGUUUCCAGGGGAUGUUGCAACGGUUGACUGGCAAAAACUCCGAAAGUGAUCUUUGUAUUGAGGAUUUUAUCGUGAAUAGCGAAAAAGAAUGGUCAGAUAGCCUGCGUGAAGCCAAGCUAGGCCGUGUAUCCAGCCGCAGUCCUUCGCCCUACCGAAGAUCCCCAUCUCUCAACAAUCAAGAUGAUGAAGCCGAAGACGAUGCAUCGAACUGGGAGGACUUGUCAACGCAAGAACUUUUGCGGCCCGAGUCUUUCAAGCGACCACCCAGAAUCCAACGCUGGCUGUUGACUCGCGUAUUCGAUUGGCCAAUCUACUCAAUCAUUCUCGCUUUGGGUCAGAUCAUGGCUGCCAACUCCUCCCAGAUGACACUGCUCACCUCACCAUCAGAGCAAAGCCCCAUCCCCCUCUACGUUUUGGGAAGUGUGUAUAUUGUUACAACCUGUGGAUGGUGGCUCGCAUUCCGGCGCAUCCCAUCCGUUCAUCUACUGUCUCUACCUUUUGUGUUUUAUAGUAUUGCAUUCUUGACUAUAGGUAUUGCAGCAUUUGUUCCUAAGGGCAACGGUCAGGAUUGGACGUAUCAUAUUGCUACUGCCUUCUACAUUAUCGGCUCCUCCAGCGGAUAUCUGUUCUUUUCACUCAAUUUUGGAGAUGACGGUGGCUCAAAGAUUGAAUCCUGGGUGUAUCGCGCAUGCAUUAUCCAGGGCACACAGAAUCUCUACAUUGCUGCACUCUUCUUUUGGGGCGCUGAUAUUGCCUCGGGGAAUGGCAGAGAAAUCCUUGAGUCUGCGGGCACUGUCGCAGCAAUCACCAUGCCGAUAGCCGCUCUUUUAUUCGGCAUAGCAGUGGUUCUAUUCACCGGUCUACCCAGCUACUACCACCAAACCCCAGGCAAAAUCCCAGCAUUUUACAAGAGCAUCCUCCGACGCAAGAUCAUUAUUUGGUUCUCAGUAUCAGUGGUGCUGCAGAACUAUUUCCUCAGCAUGCCCUACCAACGAAACUGGAAUUAUCUCUGGGGAUCUAAGUAUGUGCCACGUUGGGCAAUAUUUCUGCUUGCCGUUGCUUUCUUUAUCGGAGUCUGGUACGUACUUCUAGCAAUAUUGGCUUGGCGCUCUAAAAGCCAUUCUUGGAUUAUGGCUAUCUUCGCUAUUGGACUCGGUGCUCCACGGUGGGCCCAGAUGCUUUGGAGCACGUCUGGUAUCGGCUGGUGGGUGCCGUGGAUGCUGGGCGGACCACACGGCUACGCCCUGGGCGCCCGAGCAGUCUGGCUAUGGCUGGGGGUCUUGGAUUCCAUUCAGGGGGUUGGAUUCGGUAUGAUCCUUCUGCAGACACUUACAAGGAUACAUAUUGCGGCGUCGCUGUGCGCUGCGCAGUUGAUAGGCACAGUGACGACUUUGGUUGCUCGCGCUACAGCUCCAGAUCGUGACGGACCUGGAGAUGUGUUUCCCGACUUUUCGGCGGGCGUUAUUGAGGGUAUCUCGAAGCCAUGGUUUUGGAUUGCAUUGAGUUGUCAGCUGGCAAUUCCUGUUGGAUUCUUUAUGUUCUUCCGCAAUGAGCAGUUGAACAAACCUUGA
This is a messenger RNA of Penicillium canescens, 7098 nucleotides long. RefSeq lists its product as uncharacterized. Gene Ontology annotation, cellular component: fungal-type cell wall. Gene Ontology annotation, molecular function: alpha-1,3-glucan synthase activity. The transcript is spliced from 6 exons. Lineage: Eukaryota; Fungi; Ascomycota; Eurotiomycetes; Eurotiales; Aspergillaceae. Gene Ontology annotation, biological process: fungal-type cell wall (1->3)-alpha-glucan biosynthetic process. The record is from RefSeq and is a predicted model, not a curated record. The coding region runs from base 1 to 7098 and encodes 2365 amino acids.